Molecule: messenger RNA, 5167 nt
Organism: Acinonyx jubatus (cheetah)
Lineage: Eukaryota; Metazoa; Chordata; Mammalia; Carnivora; Felidae
Gene: ELFN2
Product: extracellular leucine rich repeat and fibronectin type III domain containing 2
Exons: 3
Coding region: 2578-5052 (824 amino acids)
Cellular component (GO): plasma membrane
Molecular function (GO): protein binding
Source: RefSeq, a predicted model, not a curated record
CUCUGGGCUGAAAGGAAGACACUGUUGGGGGGGGGCGGGGGCAGGCCUCACCCGUUCCUGGUGACGAGGACCCGCUGUGUGCCGGGCACCGUGCCUCGCCCCGUGAACCCGGCCGCCGGAACCAGACUAGCGGCAGCUGACUUUAUUGAGCACUUACUACGUGCCGGCCUCUGCUCUGUAGCUGUCCGCUCACCACCCUUCGGAGGCCUUGCCCUUCUAGUCCCGUUUUUACAGAAAAGGACACUGAGACUCAGAGGAAAGAAGUCGCUUGCCAGGGGCAUGCUGUGGGUUCAGUGGCAGAGUCAGGAUUGGAGCUGAAUGUGGCUCAUUCUUCCAGAACGUUAGAGGGCACGGGUCUCUGUGGCUCUCGCCCUUGAGUUUUAGGACCAAGGAGUUAUAGAGAGGUAUUGGACUCUUGAGCCCCAGCCACACAAUCGGGGACCCCCCAAGAUGACAGGCCCAUGUUUCUGGGCCACAGUUUCUGUGCAGCCGGCGGUCGUGGGGUGCCCCCACCCCCCGCAUUUCCGGGGCUUUUCCAGCAUGGACAGAGCCUCCUUGUUCUCCGAUGCCACAGCUGCAGGCCCCUGGGGGCUCCCCCACCUGCUCCAGAGAAGCUAGUCUCAGGGCCAGGAGAGGGACCCCUUGCCACCGCCUGCGUCGGGGUUACGAUGGGCUGCGCCCCUGGGUGUGCUGGGGGGGGCCUGUGACAGGCAGUGGGAGGCCAGGCAGGAGUUGCAGGUGGGCAGAGUGAGGGGAACCCGAAGUCUGGGGAGAGGCGUGGGUGCAAGGGGCCAUUCCAGAAACUCCAGAGCCCUUUGCUGCAGGCCCUACGACGGGGUGACGUGACAGCUGUCCCUGGGGUGUGGCUUUGGGCAGCUGAGGCCUCAAGUCCUCCUGGUGUCCGCGGCAGCCUUGGCCGGUGGUGUUUUAUGGGGUAGGAAUUGUGUUUGGGGCUAGUAAACUUCAGGCCUUCAGUAGGAGCCCCAAACCUGACCCAGCAACCCAGGCACCGCCGUUGGAGAGCCGGGGCUCCCAUGGGGUGACAAGCGGAUCUGGGAGACGGUCUGGGUGCCCCUCCGGUUUGGGUCCCCACCCCAGUGGGCCUGCUGGUGGGUCAGGGCCGCUUAGUAGAAUUGGUGACCCACAGAGACCAGGACUCAGACCUUUAGGACCAAGGAGUUGUAGGUAUGUAGAGAAUUCUGGAGCCGCAGACUCAUUAUCAGAGACACCCCAAGAUGACCGACUCAUGCUGUGAGAGUGUCCCGAGCUUGAGAACGCAGAGCCACAGAACAGGGAGGACAGGGGUCAGAGGGAGGCAGGGACUGUGGCACUCUGGGAUCCCCUCACCCCAAGGCUGGGAUUCUAACUGCUCCCAUGCUGCUGGUCUCACAACCUCCAGGGCUCAGGGGUCAGCGGACAGUAGCCCUGUCCUUGCAGGGGAGGCGGCCAGGCUCUCCAGGUUUUUCUGGAUCCACCGAUUCCAGAGAUGGGGGUUUUAAAAAUAAAGCCGCCCGAGUUUUCCCUGGGGGAAACUAAUUUUAAAAAAAUGUCUUUAAAGCACCGUCCAGAUGAAGCAAGAUCCCACAGCCUCUCCUGACCCGGAGCCUGGUGCCGUGGAGGGUCCAAGCCACUGUGUAACAGUUGUGAGACCUCGGUUUCCUCCUCUGUAAAGUGGGAAUGAUAAUGACACUGGCUGCUAAGGUUGUGCCAAGGAUUCAGUGAGUUACCGUGAGAAGUGCACAGGCCCAGCCCACAUAGGAGCCAGGACUCUGUUUUCACCUUGCCCCAGGCCACCCGUCCCUCCCCCGCCAGGCUGCCUCCCAGGGGGCCCGCACUCUACGCCACCAGAGCCUCCACGUGUCCCCCCACGGGCUCCCGAUGUGCCGCCCCGCCUUGGGACAGCCCUGAGGAUGUUGGAAGGCAGGGAAAUGUUCACCCCUUGGGGCCCUGGAGGAGGAGCAGGCGGAGGAGGCAGAGCUGGGAGGGCAGGCCUAGCCAGUGCCUGGUACAUAGUAGGUGCUCCAUAAAUGUUUUUGAAUGAAUGAAUGGAGGCCAUGCAGGCAGAGGCAGCCGCGCGUGCGCAGGCACUGGUGAAAAGCGGGUCCAGUGGAGACUGGAGCCAGGUGACAGAUGGGUCCUUUCCUUCCUGCCCCGUCUCUCGAGCUCCCUCCUCAGAGGCUCACUCUCCAGCCUCCCAUGGGAAUCGUGGGAAUCGUCUGAAGUUCUGAGCCCGGAACCCGAGGAGGAGGAGGAGGAGGAGGAGGAGGAGGAGGAGGAGGAGGGAGAGGAAGUCGAGUCCUGAGAACCUGUGCACCUUCCCGGAAACAGGCGGAGGGGCGCGUCCCGGCCCGGUCACGGCGCCCGGCGCCUGCUGGUAGUGCCCCCGGCGGACACCCCUGCGGUUGGCACGGGCCGCGUCUGCUUCGCCCGGGGCCCCCCGCGCUGGGGGUCGCCCCCAAGAUGGUGGCGGCCCCGGGGAGGACUGUGCCGCCAGCCCCAGCCUCCCGCUGCUAGGUCCCCCGCGCCCCGGCCCCUCCCUCCCGAGCCCGGCCUUCCAGGGGGGCCGCGGCCGGCGCCAUGCUGCGCCUGGGGCUGUGCGCCGCAGCGCUGCUGUGCGUGUGCCGGCCGGGCGCCGUGCGCGCCGACUGCUGGCUCAUCGAGGGCGACAAGGGGUACGUGUGGCUGGCCAUCUGCAGCCAGAACCAGCCGCCCUACGAGACCAUCCCGCAGCACAUCAACAGCACCGUGCACGACCUGCGGCUCAAUGAGAACAAGCUCAAGGCCGUGCUCUACUCGUCGCUGAACCGCUUCGGGAACCUCACCGACCUCAACCUCACCAAGAACGAGAUCUCCUACAUCGAGGACGGCGCCUUCCUGGGCCAGUCGAGCCUGCAGGUGCUGCAGCUCGGCUACAACAAGCUCAGCAACCUGACCGAGGGCAUGCUGCGCGGCAUGGGCCGCCUGCAGUUCCUAUUCGUGCAGCACAACCUCAUCGAGGUGGUGACGCCCGCCGCCUUCUCCGAGUGCCCGAGCCUCAUCAGCAUCGACCUGUCCUCCAACCGCCUCAGCCGCCUGGACGGCGCCACCUUCGCCAGCCUGGCCAGCCUCAUGGUGUGCGAGCUGGCCGGCAACCCCUUCAACUGCGAGUGCGACCUCUUCGGCUUCCUCGCCUGGCUGGUGGUCUUCAACAACGUCACCAAGAACUACGACCGCCUGCAGUGCGAGUCGCCGCGCGAGUUCGCCGGCUACCCGCUGCUGGUGCCCCGGCCCUACCACAGCCUCAACGCCAUCACCGUGCUCCAGGCCAAGUGCCGCAACGGCUCGCUGCCUGCCCGGCCCGCGAGCCACCCCACGCCCUACUCCACCGACGCCCAGCGGGAGCCGGACGAGAACUCGGGCUUCAACCCCGACGAGAUCCUGUCGGUGGAGCCGCCGGCCUCGUCCACCACGGAUGCGUCUGCGGGGCCGGCCAUCAAGCUGCACCACGUGGCCUUCACCUCGGCCACGCUGGUGGUCACCAUCCCGCACCCCUACAGCAAGAUGUACGUCCUGGUCCAGUACAACAACAGCUACUUCUCCGACGUCAUGACGCUCAAGAACAAGAAGGAGAUCGUGACGCUCGACAAGCUGCGCGCGCACACCGAGUACACGUUCUGCGUGACCUCGCUGCGCAACAGCCGCCGCUUCAACCACACCUGCCUGACCUUCGCCACGCGGGACCCCGUCCCCGGCGACCUGGCGCCCAGCACCUCCACCACCACCCACUACAUCAUGACCAUCCUGGGCUGCCUCUUCGGCAUGGUCAUCGUGCUGGGCGCCGUCUACUACUGCCUGCGCAAACGGCGCAUGCAGGAGGAGAAGCAGAAGUCCGUCAAGGUCAAGAAGACCAUCCUGGAGAUGCGCUACGGGGCCGACGUGGAUGCCGGCUCCGUGGUCCACGCCGCCCAGAAGCUGGGCGAGCCCCCCGUGCUGCCCGUGCCCUGCAUGCCUUCCAUCCCCUCCGUGAUCGGGGAGAAGCUUCCCGCCCCCAAGGGGCUGGAGGCCGGGCUGGACACGCCCAAGGUGGCCACCAAGGGCAACUACAUCGAGGUGCGCACCGGCGCGGGCGGGGACGGCCUGGCCCGGCCCGAGGAUGACCUCCCGGACCUGGAGAACGGCCAGGGCUCGGCCGCCGAGAUCUCCACCAUCGCCAAGGAGGUGGACAAGGUCAACCAGAUCAUCAACAACUGCAUCGACGCCCUCAAGCUGGACGCGGCCUCGUUCCUCGGGGGAGGCGGCGGCGGCGGCGGCGACCCCGAGCUGGCCUUCGAGUGCCAGUCCCUCCCUGCGGCCGCCGCCGCCGCCGCCGCCGCCUCCUCGGCCGCCGCCCCUGGGGCGCUGGAGCGGCCCAGCUUCCUCUCGCCCCCCUACAAGGAGAGCGUGCACCACCCGCUACAGCGCCAGCUGAGCGCCGACGCCGCCGUGGCGCGCAAGACCUGCAGCGUCUCGUCCAGCGGCUCCAUCAAGAGCGCCAAGGUCUUCAGCCUGGACGUGCCCGACCACCCGGCCGCCGCGGGGCUGGCCAAGGGCGACUCCAAGUAUAUCGAGAAGGGCAGCCCGCUCAACAGCCCGCUGGACCGGCUCCCGCUGGUGCCCGCGGGCGGCGGCGGGGGCGGCGGGGGCGGCGGGGUCCAUCACCUGGAGGUGAAGCCCGCCUACCACUGCAGCGAGCACCGGCACAGCUUCCCGGCCCUGUACUACGAGGAGGGCGCCGACAGCCUGAGCCAGCGCGUGUCCUUCCUCAAGCCGCUGACCCGCUCCAAGCGGGACUCCGCCUACUCCCAGCUCUCCCCCAGACACUACUACUCAGGUUACUCCUCCAGCCCUGAGUACUCCUCCGAGAGCACGCACAAGAUCUGGGAGCGCUUCCGGCCCUACAAGAAGCACCACAGGGAGGAGGUGUACGUGGCCGCCGGCCACGCCCUGCGCAAGAAGGUCCAGUUCGCCAAGGACGAGGACCUGCACGACAUCCUCGAUUACUGGAAAGGGGUCUCGGCCCAGCAGAAGCUGUGACCCUCUCCUUCCCGAUUGGCAAAACUGAGAAGAGCAAGCCGGCGGAGCCAGUGGUGUGAGAAAGCAGAUUCCCGUUACAUUUGCAUGACGAUUUUACUGUAUUUUUCUGAGCAAA